AAAUUCUGAUUUAUCGUCCUUCUUUGAGUCAAGGAUGUAACGAUGCGACAGAAAUCCUAAGUUCCUUAUUAACCCUAGUGCAAACAUUUCUGUCCUUGCUCGUUGCCGAAAGAUCCGCAGUGGUUUACGCUUCAUGCGUUUGUGAGACGCGCGCGCCUCAGAGAUCCGCGUGUCAAUCAGCAGAAUUAGCGAGCGGCGCACCGCGCAGGCGUGAUCCAGUCUGAGCCGCGCGAGCUCGAGGCCAGUCGCUUCCGUCUCUUCAGCUCUACCUCUCCCGCCGGACACAUGCACACCGGCCCCCGGCGACCCUCCGCGCCUCUGUCGCACCUGUCCGGCGCGUGAAUGGCCCUCCCGCCAUGGACGAAAUACCGUUCCAGAAAGUCAAGACCCGGCGCAGGAGGAGCCACUGCCCGCCCGGGGUCAUCGCGUGCGAGGACGAGUUCGACUGCAAGGAGCUCGAGUCGCUCUUCCACAACUACAACCUGAAGCUCGACCAGACGUGCACGCUGAAGGCUCUGUUCGUGCUCAUCCUGCUGUCGUCCAGUCUGAGCCUGCUGGAGCUGCUGCUGUCCGGCGCCAGCCUGACCAUCGCCAAGGGCUCGUACCCGGUGCACUUCGUCGUCUUCAUCUCGCUCUUCAUCGUCACUAACGUCAAGUACCUGCAGGUGAGCCAGCUGCAGCAGAUCGCGCACUUGAGCCUGCUCUUCUGCUUCACCUGCUCGGUGCUGUGCUGCCCGUUCCCGCACGUGUCGGGCGCCACGGGUCCGGAGCAGGGCGUGUGGCAGCUGCUGUUGCUGACGUUCGUGGCGUACGCGCUGCUGCCGGUGCGGACGCUGCUGGCGGUGCUGUUCGGGCUGCUGGUGUCCGUGUCGCACACCAUCGUCACGGCCACGUCUGUGACGGCGAAGACCCAGCGGCUGUGGAGAGCGCUGGCUGCGAACACACUGCUCUUCACCGGAGUCAAUCUGUCGGGUCUGUUUGUGCGGAUCCUGACGGAGAGAGCGCAGCGCAGAGCCUUCCUUCAGGCCCGAAACUGCAUCGAGGAGAGACUGCGCAUGGAGGACGAGAACGAGAAACAGGAGCGUCUGCUGAUGAGUCUGCUGCCCAGAAACGUGGCCAUGGAGAUGAAGGAGGACUUCCUGAAACCUCCAGAGAGGAUCUUCCACAAGAUCUACAUCCAGCGGCAUGAUAACGUCAGUAUCCUGUUUGCGGAUAUCGUGGGCUUCACGAGUCUGGCGUCGCAGUGCACAGCGCAGGAGCUCGUCAAACUCCUCAACGAGCUCUUCGGCAAGUUUGACGAGCUCGCCACGGAGAAUCACUGUCGGCGGAUCAAGAUUCUGGGCGACUGCUACUACUGUGUGUCCGGCCUGACGCAGCCCAAGACGGAUCACGCUCACUGCUGCGUGGAGAUGGGUCUGGACAUGAUCGACACCAUCACGUCGGUGGCUGAAGCUACAGAGGUGGAUCUGAACAUGCGUGUGGGUCUGCACACGGGACGGGUGCUCUGUGGCGUGUUGGGUCUCAGGAAGUGGCAGUAUGACGUGUGGUCGAAUGAUGUGACGCUGGCUAACAUGAUGGAGGCUGGAGGACUGCCGGGGAAGGUGCACAUCACUCGCUCCACGCUGGACUGUCUGAAUGGAGAUUACGAGGUGGAGCCGGGGAACGGCCGAGAGAGACACUCGUUCCUGCUCAAACACGACAUCGAGACCUUCUUCAUAGUGCCAUCUCACCGCAGGAAGAUCUUUCCUGGCCUGAUCCUGUCAGACAUCAAACCUGCCAAAAAGAUGAAGUUUAAGACGGUGUGUUUCUUGCUGGUGCAGCUCAUGCACUGCCGCAAGAUGUUCAAGGCCGAGAUUCCCUUCUCCAGCGUCAUGAACUGUGAGGACGGGGACAAGAGGAGGGUGCUGCGCUCGGCUCCGGAGAAGCUCAGGAACCGGACCUCCACGACGGCUAACACCACCCAGAGCAGCCCGGGGACACGGGUCAACCGCUACAUCAGCCGUCUGAUCGAGGCCCGGCAGAUGGAGUCGGACACGGCUGACCUGCACUGCCUCACGCUCACCUACAGAGACCCGGAGCGAGAGCGCAGGUAUCAUCAGCUGAGUGACGAGUACUUCACCGGCGCUGUGGUUCUGUGUCUCGUCCUCACGGCUCUGAUCGGCGUCCUCUACCUGCUCAUCAUGCCUCAGGGGACGGUCGUGUUGGCGUUGCUGGUCUUCUGCAUCUGUUUUCUGGUCGUGUGUAUCAUAUAUCUGCACAUCACCAGAGUUCAGUGUUUUCCAGGUUGCCUCACCAUACAGAUCCGGACCGUCCUGAGUGUGUUCAUAGUGCUCUUAAUAUACGCCAUGACCCAGGCCUGUGUGGUGGGCUGCAUGCCGUGGCUCUGGCCGUCUAACUCCACGCGCUCCAUCGUGAUCAUCGACGUGUCCGCAGGGCUGAACCGCACCAUGGCGGAGCUGGCGUGUGAAGGAGCGCCGUACGCCCUGCUGUGCUGCAUGCUGGGGACGCUGACCGUGGUGCUGUUCCUGCGAGUGUCCUGGCUGUCCAAACUCUUUCUGCUGCUGCUGCUGCUGCUGCUGUACAUCACCGUGCUGGAGCUCAGCGGAUUCAGACGCUCCUCGGGGACGGUGUUGAUGAGCGCUCGCGGUCUGGAGCCCAUCCUCUCUCUGCUGCUGUUCUCCACCGCUCUCGCCCUUCACUCCAGACAGAUGGAGCUCAAGCUGCGCCUGGACUUCCUCUGGGCCACACAGGCAGAGGAGGAGAGAGACGGCAUGGAGAAAGUCAAACUAGAUAACCGGAGGAUCCUGUUCAACCUGCUGCCGGUUCAUGUGGCUCAACACUUCCUGCAGUCCAACCCCAGAAACAUGGAUCUGUAUUACCAGUCCUACGCUCAGGUUGGGGUGCUGUUCGCUUCCAUCCCCAACUUCAAUGACUUCUACAUCGAGCUGGAUGGAAACAACAUGGGUGUGGAGUGUCUGCGGCUGCUCAACGAGAUCAUCGCCGACUUCGACGAGCUCAUGGACAAAGAGUGUUAUAAAGACAUUGAGAAGAUCAAGACCAUCGGCAGCACGUACAUGGCAGCGGUGGGUUUGGUGCCCACCAUCGGAACCAAGGCAAAGAAAUCCACUACAGAACACCUGAGCACCAUCGCAGACUUCGCCAUCGAGAUGUUUGACGUUCUCGAUGAAAUCAACUAUCAGUCAUAUAACGAUUUUGUCUUGAGAGUGGGUAUUAAUGUGGGUCCGGUGGUGGCCGGGGUCAUCGGGGCCCGCCGGCCGCAGUAUGAUAUCUGGGGGAACACGGUGAACGUGGCCAGCCGCAUGGACAGCACCGGAGUGCCUGGGAAGAUACAGGUGACAGAGGAAGCAUACCGGCUGCUUCAGAACGACUAUGACCUGGUGUGUCGUGGAAAUGUCUGCGUGAAGGGCAAAGGUCAGAUGCUCACCUACUUCCUGGAGGGUAAAGCGCAGGACGCGGGGAACCGAGCGCCGCAUCACACCGGUGGCCUGGAGCGCAGGGUUCACGCCAUCGCCCGCUCCAGCAGCACACACACCAAAGCCGGCAGCACCGCGUCCCUGGCCUCGGGAGUCACUCCUGGGCUCCGGGGACACAGCGCUGCUCAUGUUCCUGCGGCCGGAGGAGAGCAGGAGGGCAAAGGGGGGGAGAUGUAAGACCGGUCGCACACUACACACAAGUAUCACAUCUGCAGGUGGAGAGAAUGAACCGUCUUCCCUUUAUUCACCUUCUCACACACAUGAAUGGAUCUUCACUGCACAUCAGAUCAGUUCUCCUGGAUAAAUUCAGGUACUGUUUUGCUUUUCUUUCUGACUUGACUAAUGGAAUUUGGGUUAGGGAACUCCCUUUCACUUUGAUUCUGCACUGCGUUCAGAGCUUCGCAUGAUCUUCAGCAAUGUGUUUCAUUUCUCAAGUUUUAUGCCAACUUCUUAUAUUUGCUGUAAAUAGUAGAUGUUCUUACGAUCAGAGUUUGUGAAUUUUGUUUUUGAAUUAAAGUCUCCAGUGCAUUUGAAUGAAUGUGAUAGUGUGUGAAUGAGAUACAUUUCUAACACACAGAGCAGCAAUAGAAGCAGGACAUCGUUGCACUAGAUUGUGAUUUCUUAUUUAUUCACUCUCACACACUCUUCAUCUUCAUCAUGUGAAAGAGUCCCGCUCACACGUUUCUAAAGGCUAAGACUGCUGGAGAAAUCAAAGAUCUCUGUCUUGAUGACACAUUCACAACUGUACUCUGAUUUCCCAUAAUAAUCAUCUUAUAAAUAGAUAAGUAUACACUGUUUCAAAGCAGCAUGUGUACAUAGAACAAGAGAAAUCAGGGAGUUUGAUAACAGCCUAAAGAAAGCUUCAUCAUCAUCAUAAUCCUCUGCUGCAGUCACUUUGACAGACUGUUCUGACAUUAUAAGCUACAAUCUGACAUCUAUAUUCAUACACACAGUGGAGCCCAAACAUAGGACACUGCAUUCAGUUUCACAUUUUUGCCAUUUAUUAAAACAAUUUUGUAUUACAACAUAAAAUGUAUGUACAACAUUGUAUUAGCAGAAUCAGUACAGUUAUAAUGGAGUGAAAAGAAAUGAAGAUUGAUGUGAAAAUGUCUCUCAGUAACACUGGAGCUACAUGAACAAAACCUGAUCAUCACGAUCUGAGAUGAGUCACAUAUCAAUCCAGCACAAUCGGAAAAACAGGAAAUGUUUACACAACGUUGGCAAGGUUUUCUCAAAGUCAUGAAAAAAAGCUCUUCCAAUAACAUUAAUAGACCAUUUGUUUGGAGUAAUCUAGUCUUUAAAACUGUUCUCUAAAUAUUAUUCAUACAUCAUGAAACAUUUUCUUAAUUUCAUCAUAAUGGGAAUUUUAGCUUGGCUUUGGCUAUUCAUUGAAUGUAACUUUAUUUAAAUGAUUUAAAGGAUAUUUUGAAUCUCAGAUUGAUUGUCAGGUGUGUGAUUAGCAGGGACAAACCUCCACAUGCUGAACAUGUGCCAAGUAUAACACAUCUCAAUCUGAAGUGCAAUGAUUGGACAUGAUUCUGUCAUCAGCAUUCACUGUAAUAAUAUCAGCAACACAUUCACAUGCAGAUGAAAUGUGACUGAAACUAACAAAUACUAUAUACUUUAUGCUGUAAGAGAGCUAUGUGCAGAAGUUCAGUCAUGGAUGUUUGACAUGUUACUGAGUUACUGAGGGGGAUGGUUUGUUGUUAACAAGGUCAGUUAUGUGUAGUCUAUGUGUGCACAAGAGUACAGUGACUAUCUACUGACACAGAGGUCAACAGCCCAUCCACGAGGAACGUCUCGGUUCUGUAUGUAACCCUCGUUCCCUGAAGGAGGGAAUGGAGACAUCAUGUCUGUGACAGAUGAAUUGGGAUCUUGUUUCGCGAAACCAAUUUACUUUGAGUGUACACUAAACGCAGUUAUUAUAUCCAACUGCAGCUUAUCAAAGCGUGAGCAUAAAAAGGCAGCAAGUGAGAUGCAUACCAGGUUUUCGCUGAGGAGCGAAGCGGGUGACCCGGCUGUUCAGCAAUGGUACAGCAGCCAUGGCGACGGGUGGUGACAUCUCCAUUACCUCCUACAGGGAACGAGGGUUACCAUACGUAACUGAGACAUCCCCUUUCAGGCGGUCACUGUUGACGUCACGUCAGUGGCUGAUGAUUUGGCAUCCUCUACCAAAGCGCCAUGGAUGCUGCCCCUUCCAGUGUCCUGUGUGAGCCACCUGUACCCCUUUUUGGUGUAGGCCAAGGCUCGCAACAAGAAGACCACAAACCCUUGUCAUAGCACUACCCACUCAAUGAGAUUGGAUAACACUGGGAAAACAUACACGUUCCACUUGGAACAGGGAAACUGCGAAAGCCCCAUCCUUCCUGAAGGAGGGAGCAAAAACGCACAUGAACAUAAUUUUAGGUGCAUAUGGACAAUUGGAGGUGAUUGUAACCCUCUUGGAAAUUGCAGAUUCUGUGUGAAUGUGAAUGGCAUGAAGUGACCUCAGAACCUUCCGACUCCAAAAGGAGAAGAUGGCAGCCGAGUUGGGACAUGUGACAGGAGUGCAGAUCACCUUUUCGGUUUAUGCACGCAACGGUCGCUGUGUUUUCCAUUCGGAGCAGCAUGUGCUUGCCUCAUAAGUGCAAUUUGAGACAGGUCAAGACAAGGCACAUUUCUAACAAUUCUAGGAAAUUGAAAUGCCAGUGCAGAUGGGUCCCCAUUCUAUCACAUCCUUUGCCAGUAGGACUGUGAUCUCUGCACCCAAGACAGGAGCAUCAGCUGCUUUCAUUGUAGCGAAGCAGAUGUUGCUAAACUUGGGGGGAUGUUGGGCAAACUGAGUCACAUAGCCAAGGCAGAUGGUCUGCAGAAGCCAGCAAGAUAGGCUGGGUAGUGCUAGCCAGGCACCCAGAAACCAUGCAAAUGGGACCAACCCAUCUGGCCAGUCUGGUACACAGGGGCAUCAAGGAACUGAACUUGGUUGGCAUCCCUCAUAUCGACCAGACACAACCAAAGAUGGUGCUCCUGGACAACAAGUGUGGACAUCGGAGGACCCAGAGAACUCGCGGUGACCUUCGUCGCUCAGAGCGUGAGGUCAGUAGCAGUUUGGAGCUCUUUCAGAACUUCCGGAUCGUGACUGUCCUCAUGCAGGUCCUUCAUAGUGGAGACUAUAUUAGGACACAACUGCAUCGCAACCCCUGUAUACCCCCUUGCUGAACUACCGUCAAGGGUGUUGAGAGAGAAGGAACCAUCAGGCUGGUUUCUGGCAGUAAAAGGUGCCGUCCACGACCUGGUGACUUCCUCAUGCACUUCCAGGAAAAAGGGUAUUAGGGCAUGUGCUGGUAAACCAGUGCGAGCCACACCGAGAAACCAGUCAUCCAACCUCGAAGGAUCGGGGAGGUCUCCACUUGAGCUCUACCUUCUCAGUGGCCCAGAAAAGCAUAGCUGUCAUGUCAGGCAUUGCCACCAUCCCGAAUGGGGUCAGCACAGCCCUCCGAAUCAGCGGCUGACAUCCUGUUGUCAGGGGGUGGACCAAGGGAUACCACUGAUAAGCUCUUAGAAGAGGGCCCAGCAUGUUCCUUUUGCUGGUCAACUGGAUCAGAAAUGCUAGAGGAGAGGUGGGCCCCGAGGGUUGGUUCCCUGAGGAGUUUGCCACUGCUGUAAUCCUCAAACCACCCAUGCUACUGCUGGAAGUUGCCCUUGCCUGGCACCCGCCAGUACAAGCACUAGAUCGUGGCAGCCCCCCUUGAGGAAAUGGAGCCUGGUCCAUAGCUCCAAGAUAGUCAUCUUCCCACAAUGGGAACAUGAGUCAUCCGUGAAUGCCACCUCAGUGUGUUUAAUGCCCAGACACAUGAAGCAGCAAUUGUGACCAUUACCCGGCACCAGGUAAUGACCACAUCCUGAAAUGCAUGGGUGAUACGGCAUCUUUAAAAAUACGGUCCUUUGUCUUUACACAGAAGUAACCGUGAUGCACUUUUAGAGAAAUUGCUCUUUCAGGGAAAAUACUCUUUUAGUGCUGAGGAGCACAGGAGAAAUGGCCACUUGCAGCACAACAGAAGGUAGUGCAGCCUGAAGUGCACAACCCACUCGACAAAGGAACGACCAUCACAGAAGCGCCGUACCGCCAGUACCAAAACCAUCCAAGAGCACGUUGAACUUGUUGAGCAGAAUGAUGUUGUCACUCGUCUCCGAAGUGAAAAGCUGGUAUACAUUGCACCUGCUGCCUUUUUAUGCUCACGCUGUGAUCAACUGUAGCUGGAUGCAAUAGUCGCAUGCCAAUGUGCAUUGGCUCGUUUAGUUUACACUCAAAGUAGAUUGGUCUCUCGAAGCGAGAUCCCAAUUCGUCGAUCACCGAUGUGAUGUAAAGAGUGACCGAUUGAAAGGGAACACUGCUUCACACACACACACACACACACACACACACAUACCGUACAGAUCUCUGUAGACUUGGGCCUGUUUACAAGCACAAAAAUCAUGCUCUCAUUCUGUACAUUUCUGAGACUGUUUGUGGGGAGAAACAAUGACUCUUUCUAUAUUUCUAUGGCAAAUGUUUAUUUUGAUGCUGAUGUUUUGACUGAUGACGCUUAUCUUCAGGGUAUGAAUCGAUCUAUCAAUCGCUCUCUGUACUGUCGAUACAGUAUUCUUGCCUUAUUUGAUGCUUGUGGUGAUUGAAGUCAGUUGCCUUUUAGCUCUUUGAUAUUCAGAAUUGUAUUUUGUAAAUACAGCAAUGUAUGAUAUACUGUCCUUUGAACAGUGUAAACUUGAGCAAUAUAAGAUUUUGUAAUAAAGCGGGUAUUUAAGAACAA
Molecule: messenger RNA, 8281 nt
Organism: Carassius gibelio (silver crucian carp)
Lineage: Eukaryota; Metazoa; Chordata; Actinopteri; Cypriniformes; Cyprinidae
Gene: adcy1b
Product: adenylate cyclase 1b
Exons: 20
Coding region: 357-3671 (1104 amino acids)
Biological process (GO): adenylate cyclase-activating G protein-coupled receptor signaling pathway; cAMP biosynthetic process; intracellular signal transduction
Cellular component (GO): plasma membrane
Molecular function (GO): adenylate cyclase activity
Source: RefSeq, a predicted model, not a curated record